UGUUGGUUUAAAAGCUGGUAACAACACAAGAGGAAGAUUGUAUUAACGAUGACAGUAGUGUUCAUGAACAGAUCAUCGUUUAUAGCACUCAUCUUAUUGUAAGUUAUGCGCGGCAUGGGUACAGAGCAGCCACAGCAACUUGAAAAAGACGAACUGAGGGCCAUGCACUGAAAUGCAGAGCUUCUAGGCUGAAGAAGGGAGGAAGUGUGAGUUUGUGUACCUAAAACCUAAACCCUUGCAGCCAUGGGCCCAAGGAGGAAGGCCUCUAAAAUGCAACCUGUAGGGGGCAGUGUAGGCAUGGAGCUGGUCCUGAGAUCCAGCGAGGUCCUAAGAACCAGCGAGCACAAAGACCACAUCAACGAGCUGUCCCAUGAGGUUCUUUGCCAUAUCUUCAGGUACCUUCCCAUGAAGGACAUCAUGUGUAUGGAAUGCCUUUCCAGAAAGCUUCGAGAAGCUGUGACUCUUUACUUGAGAGUGGUCAAAGUAGUUGAUUUAUGUGCUGGUCGUUGGUGGGAGUAUAUGCCUUCAGGUUUUACCGACAACAGCUUUCUGAUGCUUUUGAAGAAGAUGCCAGAUUUGGAGCAGCUAUAUGGCCUUCACCCUCGAUAUCUAGCAAGAAGAAGGGUCCGUGGCUAUGAGGCUUUUAGUAUUCCUGGCGUCUUAGAGGCACUACAAGCAUGUCCCAAUCUACUGGGUGUGGAGACCUCCCAUCUGGAGCUUGUGGAAGCCAUAUGGAAUUACAUGCCCCAAGUUCAUAUACUUGGGAAGUUUCGCAAUCGUAAUGGGGCUUUUCCCAUUCCUGCUGAGAAUAAACUGACCAUCCCUAUAACAGCAAAGAUCCAGACCUUACAUCUAGUUGGUGUGAACGUCCCAGAGAUCCCCUGUGUGUCCAUGCUGCGUCAUCUUUACCUGAAGUGGGUCCGUCUCACAAAGCCACAACCAUUUAAGGACUUUCUGUGUGUGAGCCUAAGAACCUUUGUUAUGCGUAACUGUGCAGGGCCAACCAACUCCCUCAAAUAUGUUCCCCUCGUAACUGGUUUAGCAUCAGCUCGGAACUUGGAGCAGCUGGAGCUAGUGAGAGUUCCCUUCCUUGGAGGGCUGAUUCAGCAUGUAGUGGAGGACAGCUGGAGGUCAGGGGGGUUUCGGAACCUCCACACUAUUGUGUUUGGAGCCUGUAAGAACGCCCUGGAGGUGGACUUGGGUUACCUGGCCAUCACCGCUGCUCGCAGGCUUCAUGAGCUGCGUAUCCAGCCAUCGCUGACCAAAGAUGGUGUUUUUUCCGCUCUCAAAAUGGCCGAACUAGAAUUUCCUCAGUUUGAGACGCUACAUCUGGGAUACGUGGAUGAGUUCCUGCUACAAUGUAAGAUGAGCCAUUCGGAGCUGGUGAAGUACGGCCUGGCCGACGUCAUUGAAAACCCAGGCAUCAUCACUGAUAUUGGCAUAAAAGUGGUGAAUGAGGUGUUCACUAACAUUAAACAUCUGCUUAUCUACAACUGUCCUCACCUGCAUAACCCCCACCACUGGGUCACAGAUCAGUCGAGAUGGAGCCGUCUUGUUGAUCUCACUCUUAUUCGUUGUCAUGCUAUAAAACUGGAGUCCUUUUCCCAGUUCAUCGAGUUACUGCCCAGCCUGGAGUUCAUCUGUUUAGAGCAGAUGUUCAGAGAACCACCAAAGGGUUGUGCCAGAGUGGGCCUGAGUGCAGGAACUGGUAUUGGUGUUUCAUCAGCACUUGUCAGCAACCAGAACUCAAACAAUGACAAUAACAACAAUCAUCAUCAUCACAAUAACGAUGCCCACCUGCCCCCUGCUCCUCCACCUGUUGCCAACAACAACAACAACCACCAAAGGCUCGAGCAGCAGCAGCAACAACAGCAGCAGCAGAAUAAUGUAGAGGUAAAUAGGAUGGAAGAUGAGGAGGAGGAGGAAGACGAGGAUGAAGUGAUGUUGGAAGAGGAGAUCAUGGAGGAUGUGCCUCAGAAAGAGCUAAAAGGAUCUGAAAAGGAGGUGGGAGUGGAAGACGCUGUGUGUCCAGGGCCCAGUUGUCCAGCUGGAACUCCACAACCUCCUGAUGAAGAGCAAGCAGGUCCCAGUGGUUUAGUCCAGCAGUGCAGGCCAGCUGGUGUUAUUGUUCCCCGGCACCCAUUGGUCAUCUCUGACUCGGACAGCGAAGAAGACGACCGGCUUCCUUCAAGGCCAGAUUCCUGUGUGCAGCAGCAAAGUGCCCAUACAGAAGGUAAAGGAAAGACUCCUCUGCGUCGCAACAGCUGUGCUGUGCCUGUGUCCGUGAAUAAGACGAAGGCGCCUGUGUCAAAGAGCACCUGUGAGAAGAGCUGUCAGGUGACCAGUGAACAGAUCAAGGCAGACAUGAAAGCUGCCGCAGAGAACAGCAGGAGGACCAGCUGUAAAGGAGUUGCCACUGAACCCAGGGAGGCCAUGUCAAGGCCAGCAGCGGCCAAUGGGGUGGUACAGGCUGCUAACUUGGGAACAGGAGGAAGGACCGGUAUGAGACCAAUAAUUGGAUGUGGCAGCGGCGCUGGUCCAGCCGUGUCCAGGCCGGUCAGUGCAUGUGGAAGGGUGGUGCCAGCAACCACCCAUAGAACAACCACAACCAGUAACAGAGCUACAGGACCUGCUUGGGCUGAUGAUGACGUGGAGGCGGGUAGCAGUUGUACGAGAGAUGCCAGAGUGAGGCAGAGCGCCAAUCAAGGCAGCAUGGACAUCAACUGUGCCGCCAGGGGACCAGCACCACUGCCCAGACAGAGGGAGAGACAUCCUGCUGUGACUGACUCCAGUUCACAGCAGAGUCUGGCCCGGGAUGAGGACUUCUUCCCCAGACGCCCUCUGACCCGGUCGUGCACCCGUAUGUCCUCCGUGCCUUUGGUACCUGAGACAGAUCUUUCGAGAGCCAGGCCUCGUGUAGGAAUAAAGAGAAAACGAAUGGCUGACAAAUCCACGAGCACUUCAGACCCUGUCACUGAGGAUGACCAUGUCCAGAUUUUGUCUUUGAAGAGUAAGAAUCUGGUUGGCAUCACUCUGACCAACUGCGGAAUUACUGACCUGGUUCUGAAAGAAUGCCCCAAGAUGAUGUUCAUUCAUGCAACCAGAUGUCGAGUGUUGAAGCAGCUGAAAGUAGAAAGCACCCCCAUACUGAACCGGUUUGAUUAUGCUCAGUGUAAGAAGCUGGACAUGGAGCAGGUCCUAGAUCAGAUCCUGAGGAUGCCUCCUGAGAGGAACCGCAUCAUCUACAUGCGUCCUAUGCACCAGAUUGAUUCUGUAGCACUGGAGCGGCAGCUCUUCCAGGGGCCAUAUCCCUACCACAUCGCUAUAGUGCACGAAUUUAGCAACCCCCCAAAUAUACGCAACAAAGUUCGCAUUCGCAGUUGGAUGGACACCAUAGCCAACAUCAGCCAGGAGUUAAUAAAGUACGAGUUCUUCCCAGAAGCCACCAGAACCGAAGAGGAUGUGAAAAAGUAUCCCAGAUACCCCUGGGGCAGAGACAUCUACACCCUGGAGGGAGUGGUGGAUGGAGCUCCUUACAGCAUGGUGACAGAUUUCCCCUGGCUACGGACUCUGAGAGCAGCUAAUCCCAACAGCUACGCCCGCUAUGACUUUGAGGAUGAUGAAAGCACCACUAUCUAUGCCCCGCGGCGUAAAGGCCAGUUGUCUGCUGACAUCUGCAUGGAGACCAUUGGAGAGGAGAUCUCAGAACGGCGACAGAGCAAAAGAGGAGUCUUUCAGAGAGUGGUGGUGCUGUUCCUUCAUCACUGUGACACACGAGGAGAACCUGUAGAUGACGACUACAUCUAGACGCCACAUAACGGACACCAGUUCAUGGAGCACUGACUGAUUUGUCCCCUGUGAAUCUGCAGAGUCUUACCCACAUUGUCUCUGGGACUAGCUUCAUGGGGGUGACUUGUGAAGAUGAGUUGGACAGCAGGAAGUUUGUUCAAAGAAUGUACAUGUGAAAAUAAUCUGCUUCCUUGUUUGAUAGAGUUCUGUUCCACAUGUCUUACUUUAUUAUGAAAGUGUGAGGCUAGAAAUGAGAAGCCCAAGUUCAGUAUUAAGUUACGUUUUGAUUUAAUGAACUGACUUGAUUGAAAGCAUCUGAUAAGUUGUGUUUAAUUUGGUUUCACUUAAGACCUGGAGCUUUCUGUUUCAGGCCUCUAUUGACAGGACUGACCCCAACUGUCAUGUUGAACACACACUGAGCACAGAGAGGGAGGUGUAUGCGUGUGUGUCCGUGUGUGUGUCCGUGUGUGUACUGCCACAGUUUGCCUACCUCUGUCCACACCAGUCACCAACAUCAAUGGCCUUAAACCACUUGUGGUGAAGAUGUCCAGUGUCCUCAGUUUAGCUCCUUGUUUUUGUUUCAGCAUGCAGGCAUGUUGGCCAAUCUACAUGGUUUACCUCAGUGCGGAUGGCUUGACAGGACUAAGCGAGAAGACUCAUUAAAGUACCACUUAUCUUUGCAUAUAGAGUGUCUUAAACAGGAAGACAGGCUCCUUUUCCUGUCUGAACAGAGAUCAGGGUUUUCAGCAUAAAUGCGUCAUGCAUUCAGUGAUCAACUAACUUACUUGCUCUAAUGUUUGAUCAGGCCACAGCACUCAAAGCUGAUUUCACACAGACUCUGUGUGUUUGGUUAGGCUUUAGUGAGUAGUGGUGUGAUCGGCAGGUGUAGUGAAACUUCUAUUUUGUGCCGAAGCUGUGCUUGUGACUCAAAUAUAAAAUAUAAUUGUUUGAAUAAUACAGUAGGUGAGGUAGAACUACGGUCAGUUCAGGGUCCAGCCAUAGUUCAGCCACCAGCAGGAUCCUAAACAUGUACAGAGCCUGAAUGGAAAUGUGAAUCUUAAACUAUGAAUGCUCAACAACCAUUAUUCUACUUUACUGAACACGUCCAUUAAACGUUCAUGCUGCUGCUGG
This is a messenger RNA of Betta splendens (Siamese fighting fish), 4920 nucleotides long. RefSeq names its product F-box protein 38 (gene fbxo38). The transcript is spliced from 21 exons. Lineage: Eukaryota; Metazoa; Chordata; Actinopteri; Anabantiformes; Osphronemidae. Gene Ontology annotation, biological process: protein K48-linked ubiquitination; SCF-dependent proteasomal ubiquitin-dependent protein catabolic process. Bases 244 to 3807 code for a protein of 1187 amino acids. The record is from RefSeq and is a predicted model, not a curated record. Gene Ontology annotation, cellular component: nucleus; cytoplasm. Gene Ontology annotation, molecular function: protein binding.